Messenger RNA from Lasiodiplodia theobromae, 1020 nucleotides. RefSeq names its product Alpha-ketoglutarate-dependent sulfonate dioxygenase. Gene Ontology annotation, cellular component: cytoplasm. Bases 1 to 1020 code for a protein of 339 amino acids. The transcript has 4 exons. Gene Ontology annotation, molecular function: 2-oxoglutarate-dependent dioxygenase activity. Lineage: Eukaryota; Fungi; Ascomycota; Dothideomycetes; Botryosphaeriales; Botryosphaeriaceae. The record is from RefSeq and is a predicted model, not a curated record.
AUGCACUCGACCUACAUCAAGGAGCCGCUGAAGUCGUCUGGCACCCUGGAUGGUGUCAAGAUGAGGCAUGUCACGCCCCUGUUGGGAACUGAGAUCCUGGGCGAAAACCUCAAGGAGUGGAUCACCGGGCCAGACUCCGAUGCCAAACUCCGGGAUCUAGCCAUCUUCAUUAGUCAGCGCGGCGUUGUAGCAUUCCGUGCCCAAACGGACAUGGACCCAGAGCUGCAGAAGCAGCUGGCCCGCCGCCUGGGCCUGCUCUCGGGCAAACCCGCCGAGUGCGAUCUGUGGAAGCACCCGAUGUCGCUGGCGCGCGGCGACGACCCGGACUGCGCCAAGCUGGACGCCAAGGUGCAGCAGUCGACGCACUGGACGUUCGAGGAGGGCAUGCCGCGGCAGACGGCGGCCGACGAGUGGCACGUCGACGCGUGCUUCGAGACGAACCCGCCCGACUACACGACGCUGCGCAUGACGUCCAUCCCGCCCACCGGCGGCGACACCAUGUUCGCCUCCAGCUACGAGCUGUACGACCGGCUGUCGCCCCCGUUCCAGAAGAUGUUCGAGGGGCUCAAGAUCCACUACCACAGCGCCAGCCUGUCCAAGGCCGUCAAGGCCUCGGGCAAGCCGUAUCCACACCCCCGCGGCGCGCCCGGCAAUGUGGGGUAUGAGUUUGAGAACUCGCAUCCUCUUGUGCGCACGAACCCCGUUACCGGCUGGAAGGCGCUAUACUCGGGCGUGCUUUUCGCUGAGCGCAUUGAAGGCGUAACCGAGAUUGAGAGCAAGCAGCUUCUCGAGAAGAUCCAGCGUCUGAUCACGGAGAACCACGAUCUCCAGAUACGUGUCCGAUGGGAGAACCCUGGAGAUAUUGUGAUAUGGGACAACCGAUCUGUCCUGCACGCAGCCACUCAAGACCACCACGGUCAAGGGGAUCGCAUUGGCUGGCGUGCAACUUCGAUCGGCGAGAAGCCAUAUUUCGAUCCGGCAAGCGUGUCCCGCAAACAGGCGCUGGCUGCAGCUAAGUGA